AAUCCAGCCCCAGGAAUGUCGGUGGACCUACAACAUGUUCAUUAUACAUUCGACUACUCUCAAGCUGUAUCUAUCCCGCAUCACGUAUGCCAAGUCGGACCUUUAUACUUCGCUACUCCUAGAAAGGUCCAGCUGUUUGGAAUUGCUAUGGAAGGUAUAAGGAAGCAGUUUAACUUUCUUAAAGACGAGAAUUCAACACCAGGGGAAAACGGAACAAAGGUAAAGGGCGCAAUUGGCGUGAUUUCAAUGCUUUACUACUGUUUUGAGAAUUUUGGACUGGGUGAAAAAGAAUGUCGCUUACACUGUGAUAAUGCUUCAGGGGAAAGCAAAAACAAAUUCAUGCUUGCAUAUUUAAUGUGGAGAAUGCUGACUGGCAAGCAUUCCAAAAUAAAUUUGCAUAUGCAAGUUCCCUAUCAUGGCAAAAGCCUGGUAGAUGCUGGUUUUGCCUACAUCAAAAAAUCAUACAGAAGGGCUGAGGUCGACUCUUUGGAGCAAUUAGCAUCCGUGGUUAGGAAAAUCGCGAGAUCCAAUGAAGUCAUUGUAUUUGGUGGGGCUGGCGGAGAAUGGCUCGAUUGGAAGACACUUCAUUCCUUUCAAGGGCAUCAGAAAAUAUAG
Molecule: messenger RNA, 615 nt
Organism: Saccostrea echinata
Lineage: Eukaryota; Metazoa; Mollusca; Bivalvia; Ostreida; Ostreidae
Exons: 3
Coding region: 16-615 (199 amino acids)
Source: RefSeq, a predicted model, not a curated record